Molecule: messenger RNA, 2427 nt
Organism: Sinocyclocheilus grahami
Lineage: Eukaryota; Metazoa; Chordata; Actinopteri; Cypriniformes; Cyprinidae
Exons: 15
Coding region: 137-2203 (688 amino acids)
Biological process (GO): integrin-mediated signaling pathway; protein localization to plasma membrane; T cell receptor signaling pathway
Cellular component (GO): plasma membrane
Source: RefSeq, a predicted model, not a curated record
AAUAUUAAUGAGCCUUCAGCAAAUUCGUACCUGGUUUAAUCAAUCAGUAAGAACAGUGUUCCGCUGUGCGAGUGUUUUGAAGAUAUUAUGUAAUAUUUAUGCACUACGCGCUUGGCCAAGGAGAAUUUAAACGAACAUGGAAGAGGAAGCCUGCACCAAUUUCAAAUCCAUAAGAGCAAAGUUCCAGAAAGAGAUCCAGGUGAGGUACAGACCUGCGCUUCCCGAGAAACCCAAACGCCUCCCGACCUCUGCUGUAGGCCGCUCUGGUCUGAUAACCAUGAGCUUUUCUUCAGCUGUGGAAGCCAAGAAGGCCAGUCAACCCCGGGUCAUUGUGAGAGAAGACCUGAAAACACCUUCAGGAAAACGCCCUGUAUCGUUCCCAAGCACAACAUCGGGAGAUGGGCCCAACAGGCAGUCACUUAAAACGUGGCAUUCGCCCCUCGUGUUGCCGCUUUCAAGCGAGCCAAAGCAUGACUCUUCCGCACCUCCUUCAAAGAGCAUCACCUCGCCUCUUAAAUGCAUCAUGAAACCAAUUCCUACACCUUUCAGCUUGACUAGAGUUUCAGUGUGUGGCAGAGAAAUUGGUAAAAACGGUCUGGGGCUUGUGAAAAAAAGUGGUGCUUUUAAUGUUCAGAUGCAAGAGUCCACCCUAAAGACUGCAAGCACAGAAGCUGUGGAGGUCCAACAGAAGAUGGUGUCAAAUCCUGGAUUGCUGGAUCAUCCACCUUCACCUAAUGAUUCACUGACAGAUUCAUCUUCUGGAAGUGUUACUCAUUUCUUUGACCAGCAUGUCCUGAGCACACUAGAGAAAGCCAAGAGGAAGCUCUGCUACAAGAACCUGUUGGUGUGCGGCAGACCAAAGGGCUUCUACUCUAGUAAAGCACAAGCGCAGCUCGCAGAAAGUCCUGGAAGUUGUCACCAAGAGACUUCUCCAUUGAAGAUUAAUGGAGCAUCAAAGAUCACUGUAAUGGAGCAAGGUGGAGUCAUGCAGUCUGAGAAAGCAUGCAAACCUCUGCCUGAUCUGGCAACCCUAGGCCCUUCGCCCUCAAGGCCGCCAAGACCCCCACAUGUGGAUCUGAGCAAAUAUAAGACUGGAUUUCACACCAGUGACCCAAGCGAAGCACUUACUGUUGAAUCUGCACCCGAGGCUGAGAUUGUGGCCACUGCUAAUGCAUCACUCGAGGACGCAAGCGUACCUCCCCCCGAUUUUCCAGAUUUUGACAUUUCUGCACCAGAAGCCACAGACAGUAAUGCCAUAAAUCUGGCGGCUCUAGAUUUAGAGGCCACUGAAUUUCCAGGGUUUGAUUCGUUGCCUCCGCCUCCACCACUGCCAGAUGAAGACGAUGGCCUGCAUUUACAGGCUGUUUUGGUCCAGCGUUGUCCGAGUCAUUUUGGUCCAAAGCAGUCAGAAGACGCUCUGUGUCAGUCUUUAGAGGACGCAGGAAUCUUGACGUCUGCUACAGAACCAGUGACCUUUGACCUGAGAAUGAAUGGAUCGCACGCCUCCUUCAACCUGAGCGCUGAACACCAACUUCCAUCAGAACCAAUGCAAAAUUCUUCUCAACAAAAGCGUUUCCAUGAAAGCUUUGAUAAUGUUUAUGAGGAUGUGGAAACAGUCCCUAGGUUCUCUUUUGCUCAGAGCUCUUAUAAGUGUAAAGGGGCUCCUAAAAAUCCGUAUGCCGAUAAUGGCCAUGUGAAAGAAGAAACAUGGAGGAAUAUUUGGCAUGUCACUCAAUGGUCUAAUGCAGCUGAAGAUCAAAAUGGCCAACAUGAUGGGCAAAUGUCUUUAUUCUGUUUUCGUGUUAUAGAUGGCUACAUAUCUGUGAUGAAUGUGGAGUUGAACAUUAAGGAGAUGCUUGAACUCGGAAAAAAGGUUUCGCAGGCUGCCGGCCGAGGCCAAACCAAUGGAGAUGACCUUAGUGUCAGCAGCAGGUCCUCUCAUCAGAAUCUUGUGUUUACAAGUAGCUUCACUGAUGACAGUGAAGAAUGGAUGUAUGAAGAUGACACACUGUCGCUAUCAGCUGAAAAUUUGAGUCAGAUCAAAGCUACCUCUAUGCCUGAGAUGUUUGAUAGCAACUCUUCUGCUCAUCAUCCUUCCAGCGAUUGGAGUAUUGAAGACAUGCAGACACAAGAGGCAGAAAGCUUCCAGUUUGCAGACAUUGAUCUCCUGCCGCCUCCAGCUCUUUACGCCGACUCUCUGUGAGCCUCUGUGCAUCGUCAAGGACAUCCUCAUUUCUUCAAGAAGCGUUGUUUGAAAACUAGCUAUCUAGCGCUGGCCUUAGUCUUCAGAUCAUCAAAUCAGACUUAAUUCUCAAAUACAACUAAUGCUUAAGCGGCGGUAGAUUGAGGAUGGAUAACAGACAAUGCCAGCUUAGGGGUUUUAAUGAAAUGGGGGUGUGGCACUUAUUCAUUUGAGCUAUUAAAUUG